GGCCAGUGACUGUAGAAAUUGGGCCUCCUAACCAGCACCGCCUCGCCAUUGCGGAAACCCACCAUUCACCGCUGUCUGCCUUUCUCCUUUGGGCGUCCGCUCUAUGUCUCGCUCUCGCUCCAUCCCUCCCGGACAUCGAAAAUAGGUCUCCGAUUUUCUGGUGAAGAAAUGGAAAUUUCAGACAAGGUUAAGAAGUUACUAGAGGACGGAUUAGACGAUCACGAUGAUUCAUCUGAGAAGAUUUCCGAAUCUUUUAUCUGCUGCGUUUGCUUGGAGCUUCUCUACAAGCCUGUUGUUCUGGCGUGUGGCCACAUUUCCUGUUUCUGGUGUGUUCACAAGUCCAUGAGUGGUCUACGCGAGUCUCAUUGUCCUCUCUGCAGACAACCUUAUCAUCAUUUUCCCACUAUUUGCCAAAUGCUGCACUUCUUACUCUUCAAGAUGUCUCCUGUUGCAUAUCAGAGAAGGGAGAUUCAAAUCCGAGAAUAUGAAAAGGAACAUGACUGCUUCUCACCACAGUUUAAUGGUCCUGUACGCGUGCCACAAACUGAACAAGAAUUAAAUCACACAGAUAGUUCUCAAAGAUCUGAAAUUUCUUCAUUGGACUUGUCAAAAGAUCCAAGUUGUAGCGGCAACAGCAAAGUUAUGUUUAAUAUGGAGCAACCAGAAUCACGAUUAAUUGAUCAAGAAAAUCUAAAAAUGGCUGUGGGAGAUAUUGAAGCAACUAGUUCCAUUGUUGACCACGGUGACAAACUGCACCAAGGGAUUGCCAAUGGAACCCGCCAACCAAUUUCAGUUGAUGACACACUGUGCACUUUGUGCAAUCAAUUCCUCUAUCGUCCUGUUGUUCUUAAUUGUGGCCAUGCUUAUUGUGAAAGUUGCAUUGUUACCCAAACCAAUGAGACAGUCAAGUGCCAAAAGUGUGAAAGCAGACAUCCAGGACAAACUCCAAAAGUCUGUUUGGAAUUUGAUAAUUUUCUCAAGGAACAAUUUCCGGCGGACUAUGCACUAAGAAGAAGUAUUAUUCAGCUUAAGCAGUCCUGUUCUCAGCUAGAAAGUCUAAGCACAUGUUCAUCAGAACCUGCUAAAGGGAAUUCUGACUUGUUAACUUCAUCGGGGGAGAAUGCAUUCUCAUGGUGGGGUGACCAUAAAGUCCACAUUGGAGCAGGUUGUGAUUCCUGUGGGAUGUACCCAAUAAUUGGGGACAGAUACAGAUGCAAAGACUGCAUGGAAUUAAUAGGAUAUGACCUAUGUGGAGAUUGUUAUAAUACCUGCUCGAAGCUUCCUGGUCGCUUUAAUCAACAGCACACCCCAGAACACAAGUUUGAGGUCAUGAGACCAAAUUCUAUGCGCAAUAUCAUGUUGAGGCUGCUGAGGGGUCAGCUGGGAGAUGGUUCUGCUGGUCCUAAUGCUAUCAGUGAUGUAUCGGGAAAUUCAGAAAGUGUGGUUUUCGCCUUGUCUGAUGAUGCCCAGGAAACUGCAGAAAGCGGUUUUGCUACCCCUAAUGAGACCGAAGAGGAUCAGAAUAACCACCAGUAGUUCACGUGGAACUCAAAACGGUUUUAGUCUUUAAGUUCUUAUACUCUAAAAUUGGCACUAACGGAAGGCGCUUCCAGUUCUACAAAAUAUUAUUGCCAAUCCCUCUCUUGGAGCAAAGUACAAAUUUCUGCACUUCAUGGCCUCCGCUUCCACAAUCUAUGAUCCCUUAAGAAUAGACUUGAAGCUGUUUUCUCACUGAGAUUAUGAUACUUGCAGGACUAUCGUCGACCAUACCUCUACGAUUAGAUCUUUGCUUCGGGCUCUGUACAGAAAUAAAUCAAUUUUAUGAUGUCCUUUUUCGUCGUACAUGUUAUGUAUCAUCUGAAAAAUGACGACGCAUAUAAACUUGUACCAAGUAGCAUGGUACCAAAAUAGUAACUCAUUGAGCUCUGUUAAUAGAUUUUCUUGUUCAUGAGCUGGUUAUUAUCUCAGCGUU
Coffea eugenioides is the source of this 1972-nucleotide messenger RNA. RefSeq names its product E3 ubiquitin-protein ligase PRT1. The record is from RefSeq and is a predicted model, not a curated record. Gene Ontology annotation, molecular function: ubiquitin protein ligase activity; zinc ion binding. Gene Ontology annotation, biological process: proteasome-mediated ubiquitin-dependent protein catabolic process. NCBI's taxonomy places the organism in Eukaryota, Viridiplantae, Streptophyta, Magnoliopsida, Gentianales, Rubiaceae. The coding region runs from base 169 to 1536 and encodes 455 amino acids. The transcript is spliced from 7 exons.